This is a messenger RNA of Nematolebias whitei (Rio pearlfish), 2296 nucleotides long. RefSeq names its product pyruvate dehydrogenase phosphatase catalytic subunit 1 (gene pdp1). Gene Ontology annotation, molecular function: cation binding; protein serine/threonine phosphatase activity. Gene Ontology annotation, biological process: protein dephosphorylation. Bases 144 to 1703 code for a protein of 519 amino acids. The record is from RefSeq and is a predicted model, not a curated record. The transcript is spliced from 9 exons. Lineage: Eukaryota; Metazoa; Chordata; Actinopteri; Cyprinodontiformes; Rivulidae.
CGCUCAGGAGCUAGAGACUGAGGACCUACGCUCCGUCGGCAUCAAGCCAAAGCCAUGAACUCGGAUAAAUUCUUCACACUCGUCGGUUGAGGUGUGUACACAUUGGUGGUGUGGUGUUUGAGUGCUUUAGUGCACAGUCAGUGAUGCCUGUCACAUCUCAGCUGCUCAGGGGUUUGCCCCGUGCCAAAGUCUUUGUAUCCAGUUUGGUACCAUGUCAACACCACCAAUCCCAGUUUGGCCUCAUCGCUCCAAUGCCUGCGUUAAGGCAGAGACAUCGAUCGGGGAGAAGCUACCAGACAUCCUCAAGGCUCCACAGCUACAUCCUCACCCCACCACAGGUCAACUCUAUUCUGAAGGCCAACGAGUACAGCUUCAAGGUACCAGAGUUUGACGGGAAAAAUGUAUCAUCAGUGAUGGGUUUUGAAAGCAAUCAGCUUCCUGCCAACGCUCCGAUAGAAGAUCGUCGGAGCGCCGCUACAUGUCUCCAGACCCGAGGAAUGCUGUUGGGUGUGUUUGAUGGACACGCUGGCUGUGCCUGCGCUCAGGCGUUGAGUGAGAGAUUGUUUUACUACUUAGCAGUUUCACUACUUCCCCAUGACACCCUGUGUGAGCUCGAGGCUGCGGUGGAAAGCGGCAGGCCCCUCAGUCCCAUCCUGCAGUGGCACAAACACCCCAAUGACUACUUCAGUCGGGAGGCUCAGAGCCUUUACUUCAACAGCCUGCGAACAUACUGGCAAGAGUUAAUAGACCUAACCAGCCCAGGAGAGGUCCCAGACACACGAGAGGCCUUACUGAAUGCCUUCAAAAGGCUUGACAAUGACAUUUCUCUGGAAGCUCAGGUUGGAGACCCGAGCGCUUUUCUGCAUUACUGGGUUCUGAGAGUGGCCUUUUCCGGAGCAACAGCCUGUGUUGCUCACAUCGAUGGACCGGAUCUCUUUAUAGCCAACGCAGGAGAUGCUCGGGCCGUGCUGGGGGUGCAGGAGGAGGACGGUUCGUUCAGCGCUCUCACUUUGUCUAAUGACCACAACGCCCAGAAUGAGAACGAGGUUGCUCGUAUACGAAGUGAGCACCCUGCUUCAGAGAGGAAGACCGUUAUACGUCAGGACAGAUUGCUUGGCUUGCUCAUGCCGUUCCGAGCGUUCGGGGACGUGAAGUUCAAGUGGAGCAUUGAGCUGCAGAAGCGCGUGUUGGAGUCUGGACCUGAUCAGCUCCAUGAAAACGAACACACUAGGUUCAUCCCUCCCAACUACCACACGCCCCCCUAUCUGACUGCCGAGCCUGAGAUCACGCACCACAAACUGCGACCACAGGAUCGCUUCCUGGUGAUCGGCUCCGAUGGCCUCUGGGAGACCCUCCACCGGCAGGAAGUGAUCCGCAUAGUCGGAGAACAUUUAACGGGAGUUCAUCAGCGCCAGCCGCUCAAAGUCGGAGGCUACAAAGUCACUUUGGGACAAAUGCAGGGGCUGCUCGAAGAGCGAAAAACCCGAAUGUCCUCGGCCUUCGAGGAUCAGAACGCAGCGACCCACCUGAUGAGGCACGCCGUGGGAAACAACGAGUUUGGCACGGUGGACCAGGAGAGGCUGUCCAAAAUGCUCUCGCUGCCCGAAGAGCUGGCCCGCAUGUACCGCGAUGACAUCACCAUCAUCGUCACGCAGUUCAAUCCUCACGUGAUCGGAGCGCAGAGGCAGGAAGGAGAGUCCUGAGCUGGUUUCAUAUCCACACGAGCGGGCUGUACGAAACAUCUGUCCAGCUGUUCUAACACUAUUUAUGUAAAUGAACUUGUCUAUAUUUAUAUACGCAGUUUCACAGAAUGUUUGUUUUUUAUAAUCGGAGUUCAAAGCGUGAUCAGAAUAUCUGACACAAAAUAUUAUUUCUGUUUUCUUCAACAACUGCUCUCACACCUGUCUGUUGCUCAUCACACAAAUACUGACAUUUGUGCCAAGUUAUUAUCAAAAUAAGUGAUCCCUAUCAACUUUUUAUUAGCUUAUUGUCAAUUUGCACCCCAGACAUAUUUUCUGCAUCGCUUCUAAGGGAUUAUUUUUACCAAGAGCACUGUUGCAUCCAUUCAUGUGUUUGUUCCGUUGGUAUAAUUUCAGUGUAGGUUGUUGAGCCUGGGCAGUGCUGUCUGUCUGCUCUGCUCCAUUUAGACCUGAUCAUCCAUUUCUGGCAUUCCCUCCUCUGAUGAGGAUGAUUUGGAUUCUGUGUAAUAGCAACAGCAAGUUUUAAGAUCAACCUGCAGGUUGAUAAGAGUUCAGAGAUAAUCUGUUACACAAAAACCACAGUUUAACAUUUCAGG